Molecule: messenger RNA, 213 nt
Organism: Heterostelium album PN500
Lineage: Eukaryota; Evosea; Eumycetozoa; Acytosteliales; Acytosteliaceae
Exons: 4
Coding region: 1-213 (70 amino acids)
Source: RefSeq, a predicted model, not a curated record
AUGGGUUUAUCAGUUUAUAUGCAAGACACUCAUAUCACUACACAACAACUAUCAAAAGCACUAUAUGGUAUUAAUAAAGAUGAUAUAUAUGAAGAUUAUAUCAAUUAUAUAGAAGCAUUAGAGCAUAGAAUUGAAUCAUUAGAUGACUUUAUGUCGAGUGAAGCUAUGUUUGCUCAAGAUAUGGCAUAUGAAAUCGAUUUAUGUAACAAUUAA